AUGGAAGGUCUAGGCGACUACGAGCUGAUUGGUCUAAAUAAUGACCUUUUGGGGCAGAGCAGGGUGCCAGGCGACGAAUCAGGAUUCAGGAUGGAGCUGGAAGAAGAGGAUAUGAAGGGGGACGAAGAGGCGUCGACGUUAAGCGUAGAUGGAGACGCCGGUCUAGACAAGGAGUGGGAGAUGGGGACCCAGGGUGGAGACAUCAGUGGGAUGCCGCGUGACGUAAGCCGGUUUGUGAAGGAUGCUGGCAGAAUAGCCGUCACCCUCCAAGCAAGCCAGUCUAGCAGACAACAUCCACUUGUUUUGCCCGAGUCUGGUGAGCCCUCCUUCUGGUCUGGAAGGCGUAGGCAGCCGUUAAGUCAACAUUAG
Protopolystoma xenopodis is the source of this 369-nucleotide messenger RNA. NCBI's taxonomy places the organism in Eukaryota, Metazoa, Platyhelminthes, Monogenea, Polystomatidea, Polystomatidae. The record is from the annotation of a GenBank genome assembly.